Molecule: messenger RNA, 201 nt
Organism: Iphiclides podalirius (scarce swallowtail)
Lineage: Eukaryota; Metazoa; Arthropoda; Insecta; Lepidoptera; Papilionidae
Source: the annotation of a GenBank genome assembly
AUGCACAAAGUUGUAUUAGAGGUCCCAAAUGAGGAGUCACUUAGAAAAGUUGCUGAAAAAUUGAAACAUAACCAUAUAGAUCAUAAACUGUGGAUUGAACAGCCUGAAGACAUACCCACAUGUUUGGCCCUUAAGCCCUAUCCGAAAGAAGAAGUGAAAAAAUAUGUAGGGAAAUUUAAAUUAUACAAAACAACUUUAGUA